AUGGAACGACUGGCUACGCACAAAGUACUUGCACGGAUCCAAGCUACGAGAAUUGCCUGUCCUUCUGCAACCAAAGUCAAUUUGACGGCUUUGGGGAACUGGUGCUGUGCGGGUGCUGCAGGACAAGGCCUCGGUGGUCCCAAUUGCUGCGAUACCAAUCUCACUACCUCACUCGCGCCGUAUCCCUUCUCCACGAUCGACAAAUCUGGUCAGUCAACGGCGGCUAGCUCCUCGGGACCUUCUAGUACCGCUGGGAUGACUUCCAUUUCCUCGCGCACAACACUCAAAUCAACAUCCUCGCCCUCCAUAAGCCUCGGUACCUCCGUACAGUUAACAAGCCAGACCUCCGUUGCAACAUCGACACAAACUGCGGCCACACCGUCCAAAACAUCCACGAGCUUGCCUUCACCGCGACCUACAGACCCAAGUCACAUUUCGAAAACGGGCAUAGAAGUCGGUAUACCCAUUGCCACCGUCGUCGUCCUGCUCGCAAUCCUUGCGUUCUUCAUCUUUCAGAAUCGAAAAUUCAAACAGCGUCUCUUUCAAUUGCGGAGCCAGAUGAGCGAAGGUUCGCUACGGCGGGGAGAGGCAAGACCUGAGAUGCACGAGCGUGAGGGAGGCGCCUUGGGAGAGCUUGAUCUUACUCACUACGAAUUGACUCAGCAUGAUGCGCCAAAGCAUGAGCUACUCGGAAGUGAAAUCCGUGAAUUAGAUCAUAACGGCAUCCCGGCACAUGAGCUGGUUGGGGACAACCCUCCGAGAUGA
Messenger RNA from Letharia lupina, 765 nucleotides. RefSeq lists its product as uncharacterized. The transcript is spliced from 2 exons. The record is from RefSeq and is a predicted model, not a curated record. Bases 1 to 765 code for a protein of 254 amino acids. Lineage: Eukaryota; Fungi; Ascomycota; Lecanoromycetes; Lecanorales; Parmeliaceae.